This is a messenger RNA of Myxocyprinus asiaticus (Chinese sucker), 1257 nucleotides long. RefSeq names its product gap junction delta-4 protein-like. Lineage: Eukaryota; Metazoa; Chordata; Actinopteri; Cypriniformes; Catostomidae. Bases 1 to 1257 code for a protein of 418 amino acids. Gene Ontology annotation, cellular component: connexin complex. Gene Ontology annotation, biological process: cell communication. The transcript is spliced from 2 exons. The record is from RefSeq and is a predicted model, not a curated record.
AUGGCGAAACUGGCAGCAUCAGAAAUGAUCUUCGUAACUUUGAACUACAACAUCACCCUCAUAGGGAAAGCAUGGCUAAUUCUGAUGGUAUUCCUAAGGAUCCUGGUCCUGCUAUUUGCUGGUUAUCCCCUCUACCAGGAUGAGCAGGAGCGAUUUGUGUGUAACACAAUUCAGCCUGGUUGUGCCAACGUAUGCUACGACAUGUUUGCCCCUUUGUCCCUUUUCCGCUUCUGCCUGGUGCAACUAACCACCCUGUGCCUUCCCUAUGCGAUGUUCAUCGUCUAUGUGAUCCACAAAGUGAAUUCUGGCCUAGCUGCUGAUAGCGGGGCCUCCGAGUCCAUAAAAGCAAACUCUGUUUAUAAGAUCCAGCAUGAGUCAUUCAGGAAAGCCUCUCGGUGCAAGACCGUUGUAAAGGCUGAGAUAGGGCGAUUGCAGCAUUUCACAGGAGCCUACAUCUUGCAGCUGUUACUUCGGAUGGUUGUAGAAGCUGGCUUUGGAGCUGCUCAUUACUACUUUUUUGGUUUCCACAUCCCGAAACGAUUCAUGUGUCAGCAGCCGCCUUGCACGACCAUGGUGGACUGCUACAUCUCCAGACCCACUGAGAAAACCAUAAUGUUGAACUUCAUGUUUGGAGUGGCCACACUGUCCUUCCUGCUAAACACAUGUGACCUAAUUUGUGCCGUCAAGCAUUCUGUGAGGCAAAAAAGCAAGAGAAAGAUGCUAUUUGAGAAGAUGUACGCAGAAGAGCAGUACUACCUUUCGGGGAAUGGAGGUCAAGGUGUUGACUCCAGCAUUCCAUCGGUUCAAGACAUGGUGAGCCCCAACUUCCGAAAAAGAGUGACCAGAAACUCAAGUGGUGAUGAAGCUGCUUCCAUUCUUCUAGAUGAUGACCCUCCUCCACUGUCACCUCUUGGAGGAAUUUCUGGAAUGCCUGGCUCUAACAACAAUGAUGAUAGCAGCAGCUACCAACCCACCCAAGAAGAAGGGAUGGUGCGAGGGGGCAGUGAAGUUGCCUUGUGCCCCAAUGAGCCUUUGGGGACACCCAGAUCCAUCCGAGUCAGCAAACGUAGUCUCCUAAAACCUCCGCCACCUCCACGAAUGGACAAACCAGCUGCUCCAGGGGCAGUUGAUGUCUCGGGAGCAACAGCAGUGUGUACCCGGAGAGUAGGGCAAUAUACAUUGGUAGAGAUGACCACUGGUGACGACAUACCAUCUUGUGGAGGAGAUGGGCAAGAGAAGAGGUCGGAGUGGGUUUGA